This is a messenger RNA of Boleophthalmus pectinirostris (great blue-spotted mudskipper), 2013 nucleotides long. Its product is annotated as E3 ubiquitin-protein ligase TRIM21-like. The transcript has 2 exons. NCBI's taxonomy places the organism in Eukaryota, Metazoa, Chordata, Actinopteri, Gobiiformes, Gobiidae. Bases 209 to 1792 code for a protein of 527 amino acids. Gene Ontology annotation, molecular function: zinc ion binding; protein binding. The record is from RefSeq and is a predicted model, not a curated record.
CAGCUCAUCAGACAGAAGAGCUGCGACCGCAUGGCACGUCGGAUCAAAGAAAAACUCAAACAAAAAACAACGUAAACUGAGGAUUCCGCGCUGACUCCGCACCUGUGAAAGCUCAACGUUAAAGCUCCUCCUGUCCUCCUCUGAGCUGCAGUUGGACAGUGAUGGUGUCUGGUCUCUGAGCCUGUUCUCUUCUGUCCUCAGGUGAGACAUGGAUUCUUCUGAGGACACGUUCCUGUGCUCCAUCUGUCUGGACAUGUUCUCUGAGCCAGUGUCCACUCCCUGUGGACACAACUUCUGCCAACGCUGCAUCUCUCAGACCUGGGACACUGAUGGGCCCUGCACAUGUCCUCUGUGUAAAGAGAUGUUCCACAGCAGACCACAGCUCAGGGUCAACACGCUCCUGAAGGAGCUGGUCUCAGAGUCCAAACUGGAGAAGAAGAGGAAGAGAUCUGCAGAGGUGCAGUGUGACUUCUGCUCUGAGCCCAAACUGAAGGCCUCCAAGUCCUGCCUGGUGUGUCUGUCCUCCUUCUGUGAGAAGCACCUCCAGCCUCAUCUCACAGUCUCUGGGCUGAAAGGACACCAGCUGAUGGAGCCUGUGGAAGACCUGGAGGACAGGAUGUGUCCCACACACCGGCGCCCCCUGGAGCUCUUCUGUGGCACUGACCAGAGCUGCGUCUGUGCCGUGUGUGUCCUAGAGCACAAGAACCAUGAGUUGUUGUCUCUGGAGGAGGCGUGUGAGCGCAGGAGGUCCUCUCUGCUGCAGACUCAGGCUCAGAGCCAGCACAUGGUGGAGCAGAGGAGGCAGAAGAUCCAGGAGAUCCAGAGGCUCCUGGAGCUGAGUGAGACAGAGACAGACAGAGAGAGGGCUGCGGGGCUGCAGGUCUUCACUGCUCUCAUGCAGUCUGUUCAGAGGCGUCUGGACCUCUUCUUAGAGGAGCUCCAGGAGAAGGAGAGCAGAAACCACAGACGAGCCCAGGAUCUGCUGCAGCGGCUCGAGCAGGAGAUCUGUGAUCUGGAGAAGAGCAGCGCUGAAUGUCUCUCACGCUCUCAUGACCCCCUUCAGUUUCUACAGCGCUGCCCUAAUAUCAUGCCCCCUGCUGGGCUGAAGGAGUGGAGCAGCGUGAGAUUUGAAGCAGAGACGUGUGAGGGCAGUGCAGCCCGCGCUCUGUCUGAGCUCCACAAGAGUCUCUCUGAGGAGUUUAAAGUUCAGUUCGAGGUGGAGCUCUGGAGAGUGCAGCAGAGUGCAGUGGAGGUGACUUUGGAUCUAGACACGGCUCAACCGUGGCUCCGUCUGUCUGCAGAUCUCAAACAGGUUUGUCACACUGAUGUGGGGAUGCAGCUCCCACACUCUCCUCUGAGGUUUGACUCUUGUCCUUGUGUUUUGGGGAAACAGAGUUUCUCUUCAGGCAGGUUUUACUUUGAGGUUCAGGUCAAAGGGAAAAUUGAGUGGGAUUUAGGAGUGGCCCAAGAGUCCAUCAGAAGGAAGGGAAUGAUCAGUGCAAGUCCCAAACAUGGACAGUGGAGCAUCUGCUUAAGAAACAAAGAUCAGUACGGCGCCUGUACUGACCCGUGGAGCCGUCUGUCUCCUCAGAGAGCUCCUCAGAAGGUGGGCGUGUUUGUGGACUUUGGACAGGGUCUGGUCUCCUUUUAUGACUCAGAUUCUGCAGAUCUCCUCUACUCCUUCACAAACUGCUGCUUCAGGGAGAAGCUGCUGCCGCUCCUCAGUCCUUCCCUCAACUACAGAGGCACAAACUCAGCUCCUCUGAUCAUCACAAAGGUUCAGACUGACUAGAGACAUCUUCAUUUAUGUUCAGACUCUCACUUUGAUCACUGUGACCCCUGAGAUUUAUCACAGACAUUUUAAAUAAGUAAAAAGAACAUUCAGUUGUACUUGUUAUUAAAGAAGACGUGUUUUUUCUGGUAUUUUGUAAUUAACUCACAAAAGCAAGCAUCAUAUUUCUUCUCAACAUCUAAUCCUCAAAGUGCAUCAAUAAAAGUGUAUUUGGACUGAAA